CUCUUCCUGAUCCUCAGCCCGCUCACAGGUUCCUCUUCCUCCUCCUUCUCGCCCCUAGCCUAGGCCUCCUGCUGCCCCGCCUCCUCCAAUCCAUCUUUCCCGGUUUCCUGCCAUCUAGGAAAGGACACCCUCACCCCAAGAUGCCUUCCUUCGCCCAGACACUCGCCGUGUUCGCCUCGGCCCUGGCCGUCGUCUCGGCCAGCCCCAUCGACACCAAGGUCGGCACCCCGCAGCAGGCCCAGCCCUUGGACUUCUCGGUCAGCCAGGUGGCCAACCCCAGGGGCCCCGUGGUCAAGAACGGCGCGCUGGCGCUCGCGCGCACCUACCAAAAGUUCGGCAAGCCGCUGCCCCCCGUCCUGGCUGCGGCGGUGCAGAACGCCAAGGCGGCGGCCUCGUCGCUGACCCGCCGGGCCGGCGGCAGCGGCAGCGCCACGACGACGCCGGGGCAGUUCGACAUCGAGUACCUGACGCCGGUCACGAUCGGCACGCCGGGCGUCACGCUCAACCUCGACUUCGACACGGGCUCGUCGGACCUCUGGGUCUUCAGCGGCGACCUGCCGUCGUCGUCGCAGGGCGGCCACGGCAUCUACACCCCGUCCAAGAGCAGCACCUCGAGCGGCCUGUCGGGCUCGACCUGGUCCAUCCGCUACGGGGACGGCAGCGGGGCGUCGGGUAAGGUCUACACCGACGUGGUCAACAUCGGGGGCGUGAGCUUCAAGAACCAGGCGGUCGAGACGGCGUCGCGCAUCUCGUCGUCCUUUACGCAGGGCGACUCGGACGGCCUGGUUGGGCUCGCCUUCAGCUCCAUCAACACGGUCAGCCCGCGGGCGCAAAAGACCUUCUUCGACAACGUCAAGGCUUCGCUGUCGUCGCCCGUCAUCGGCGUCGACCUCAAGCACGGGGCUCCGGGCCACUACGACUUUGGGGCGCUGCCGUCGAGCCGCUACACGGGCUCAAUCUCGUACGUGCCCGUCGACAACUCGCAGGGCUUCUGGUCCUUCACGGCCAGCAGCUACGCCGUGAACGGGCAGACGACGCGCCGGCGGCUGACGGGCAUCGCCGACACGGGCACCACACUACUGCUGCUCGACGACUCGGUCGUCGACGACUACUACUCGCACGUCUCGGGGGCCCAGAACUCGGCCUCGGAGGGCGGCUACGUGAUGCCCUGUCGAGUCACCCCGCCCGACUUCUCCUUCACCGUCGGGUCAAACACCAUCACAAUUCCGGGGAGCUUCAUCAGCUACGCGCCCGUCUCGGACGGCUCGUCGACGUGCUUUGGCGGCAUCCAGUCGGACGCGAGCAUCGGCUUCUCCAUCUUUGGCGACAUCGCCCUCAAGGCCGCCUACGUCGUCUUUGACGGCUCGUCGACCCCGAGGCUGGGCUGGGCGAGCAAGAGGCUGUAG
This is a messenger RNA of Gaeumannomyces tritici R3-111a-1, 1406 nucleotides long. Its product is annotated as aspergillopepsin-F. NCBI's taxonomy places the organism in Eukaryota, Fungi, Ascomycota, Sordariomycetes, Magnaporthales, Magnaporthaceae. Gene Ontology annotation, biological process: proteolysis. The transcript has a single exon. Gene Ontology annotation, molecular function: aspartic-type endopeptidase activity. The record is from RefSeq and is a predicted model, not a curated record. Bases 141 to 1406 code for a protein of 421 amino acids.